GAGACUGAUCCAGGCCUUACUUUAACAUUGGAAAAUGAUUCCACUGAUACAACCUUGACCUUUGACCUGAAAAUGGUAGCCAGCGUCACGGUGACAGUGGUCAUACUUGGAGGUAAACGUUCGAUAUACAGAUUACAUUACGUAAUGACUGACUCACUUAUCUCUGCACAAGACAAUGAAGUCUUCCUUGGGAUAGGGACAGGUAAGGAUUGGACAAAAGUGACACGUGACCUUGUUGUAGAUUUACAAAAAGGACUGAUGCUGACAAGAAGUUCAAAAAAGAAGGCAAAGCUGCGAAGCACAAGAGUUCGUAGUAUUACACUACAGGGAUGGGGAUACAUAGACAACAUUACUCUGAGCUCUUCUGCACACGUGGCUCACUUUUUUGCAGUUGCUGAUUGGUUUGUCCGCCACCAAGAUGAAAAUGGCGGAUGGCCAAUCAUGGUUACACGGCGUCUUUCUCCCGGGAUGGCCGAUUUAGCUCCAGGCUGGUAUUCGGCAAUGGGACAGGGUCAGGCUAUCUCUGUACUUACUAGGGCCUUCAACAUUACAGGAAACUUGACUUAUCUCCAUUCUGCAAUGAAUGCCAUAGAGCCAUUCAAAGUGCGAUCUGAAAAUCACGGUGUAAUGACCACAUUUGCUGGAAAAUACGUCUGGUACGAGGAGUAUCCCACGACACCCAGUUCGUACGUUCUUAAUGGAUUCAUCUACUCUCUUAUAGGUCUUUAUGACCUCAAAAUGACCUGCACACACAGAGAUUGCAAAACAGCAGCCAAACUAUAUGAAGAUGGCAUGGUGUCUCUAAAGAAAAUGUUGCCUCUCUUCGAUACAGGUUCUGGGUCGGUUUAUGAUCUUCGGCACUUCUCGCUGGGAGGAGUGGCACCUAACUUGGCCCGGUGGGAUUACCACACAACUCACAUUAACCAGUUAAUGCUGUUGAGUACUUUCAAUACUGACCCCAUUUUUAAAGCUAUUGCUGACCGUUGGAUAGACUACAUGAAGGGGAAACGAGCAGCUCAUAACUGAUGCGUCUUUUUUUACAAAAUAGCUUAUUUAUGGUAAAAACAAACAUUAACACAACUGCUUACAUUGCUUGGUGAAGGAUCAUGUGCAAGUUCCUGGAGUAACAAACUAUAAAAUAAGGCUUUCAAGGUGGAUGUAAUGAGUAUUUUUAUGACGUUUACAGCUCUCAGCCAUGUCCUCUUUGAAGACCAAGAAAGAACUCCUAUAAAAAAAAAGAGAGAGAUAUUUUCUGGCCUUUUGUUAAUAACUCUGUUAUAUGGAAGAUGUAAGUUAAUCAUUCAGAUAUUUAAAAAGAAAAUUACACUACAGGAUAAUAUAAGUUCUUAACCUUCAUGUGAUAACUGAAUAAUUUCAAAAAUGGCACUUCCCAUUGAAAUUUUGUUUUGUAUAUUUUGUUCUUCGCAGAAUACUUUUUUUCUUCUUCUUUUGUACAAAGUUAUGUGAAACAGCAUGUUGCUAUGGUUAUCUUAUUUAUUUGAAUAUCUGUUGGGAUUCCUAAACUUGAGGCCUAACCUAGUCCCCCCCCCCCCAACUAAUUGGGUGAAAUUUUUUAUUUAAUUGAUUAAGUGAAGUUUAAGAAGUUAAUUUCUUAUGUAGCACUCUUGUGUCCUUUAGAAUGAAGAAGGAUUAUUAAUUAAUUAACUAAUUAGAUUAGUUUUGAAAUCAAGCUUUUCGCACAUUACACCUCAAGUAAUAGAUCUCUCAAGGUCAGCUACAAUUCAAACAGUGGCUUCAUUUCUUCUUCAUACAAGAGGGAGGGGGAAGUGUGACAGAGUUCUGUCAGUACGUAAAACACUCUCAUUAAGAAAAAACACAAAAAACAGGAUUUGGCUCUGGUAUUAUAUAUAGUUUUCCUUAAUAAAAUAUUAAAACAUGAGCAUGAAAUACUUCAGACUUAUAAUCAGGAAGUAAACCCAGAGUUAGUGGCUCACACUAGUGCUCAACUUCUGCUAAAUGUUUCCAAUGAUUGACCAGUAAAAGUACAAAACAUCGAAGAUUACAUUUUAGAUCUGCUGACUAAUACUAAUAUAAUUGUUUCACACACCAGCAUCACAGAGAAGACAGCUAGUUUAGUAAAACUAGUUCGGAUGUGGAGCUAGAUUAGGCCCUAGUGGAAUUGUGUACAAGGAAAAAUCAAAAUUUUAUUCCAAUUGGAAGAGCAGGGUAGAAAUACAAAUAAUUGUAGCGUAUUGUGAUUCGUUAAGUUGUAACAACUUAUUAUUACUUGUUUUUUUUUGUCUUAUUUUUAAAAGAUUUCAUUAACUUGUGGUCGUAAUCACAAUUUCAAUGUUUGAAGGUUUCCAUCCUUAACCUUAAGGUUAGUGUACCACGUUGAAACAGAAAAUUGUAUUUAGACUAGUUUGUAGUCUGAAUUUGGCAGUUAGUUCUUUUUUUUUUUUAUAAAUCGUGCAAAGUUGAGAAUGAAAACAACAUUAAAGCUUGCUUUUAAAUAUAGAACAAGAUUUCUAUGUCUUUAGCUGGUUAAAUAGGCCUUAUUCCACUUGUUGAUUAUGUCAAAUGUUCUUGACUUUGCUUAUAUCUUUUAGGCAUAACUUGUUUUGAAACUUUACUUUCGUGCUGAUUGAUGACCAAAAGGAAAACGACCUGUGGAAACCUUUACGACUUAAGAAUCAAAAUUUAAAUCUUUUCGUGACAAGUUUAUAUAAAUGCUGUAGUUAAGUUUCCAGUAGCCUACUUCGUUUCAUUAUUAUAAGGAAAAGCUAAUGUUCCUAAAUAGUAGAAUUACAAUCUUUGAUGUGAGUGGGUCAGCAAGCAUAAUUGUUCGUAAUGGAUAUGUCCUAGUGAAAGCCGAGUUUUGGAAUACUGUUUUAAAUAUCUUAACUUUUCGUCUGUUUAUGGUCUGAGAAAUCAUUACCUUAGUAUACUUACAGAUUGUACAUAACCAUGUAAAAGUUUCCCACAAAAAAAGUAACGGAUGAAUCAAACACUGUAUUCUACUUUUGUCUGGAACAGAACCAGUUUUUGACAUCUGUUAUUUCUAUAACUAAAAGUAUUACUUUUUUUGUUCGGAAACUAACCACAUAAUUUGGGUUUAUACGAUUUAUUAAGUUAAGAACUCUUUUUUUUUUUACCAUUGUGUAAAACAAAAAAAUCAGCUGUUGACGUACAUGCCUUUGUUACCUUAAUUUAAACUAGUCCAUAAAUGGGCAGAACAGCAUACUGACUACACAGUAGCACCUGGCUUGCUACACACACAGUUGUAUGUAUGCGUGUCAUAUAUGUACAAAACAUGUUUCAUCUAGUGUUAUGGCAUAUUCAAUAACCUAACUUUCACUGGCUUGUUCAUAUCUACUUAAUAGAAAAUCUGGUUUUGUGAGGUGGCAAGUUGUAUAAUUCUUUAGAAUACCACCCCAAAACGAACUUCUCUGUACUAAAAAAGACCACAAUGUUGUUGUUUAAACUGUAACACAUAAAGCCUAGUGUAUGAUUCUAUACUAAAAAUGGGUGUAUUAUUUGAAAUGUGAUAUUUAAUUCUAUACAAAAUAUCCAAUUUAGAGUUAUUUUUUCUUGUGAUUCAAGUUCAGUUCCUAAGAUGUUUUAUUUCAGGUCCAUUGUUGACUUAUACCAAUUUCAAGACAUGCAGUAUUUGAUCGUGAUCAUAGUUUAUUCACAUUCCUAGCUCAUGAUACAGAAUUCCCGUGUGGCUUUUUCUAAUUAUUACAGUAAUCUGUUUCUGUUUAAUGUAAUAUAUUUUAAAUAGUGCAUACAAUAUGAACCCAAGUUUUGAGAUCAUUGUGAAUUCAAUCCAUAUUUAUGGAAGCAGUAGGCUUGAAUUGUUUAAGUUUACAAGAUUAACCCUAUGAGAAUACGUGGGUGUUAAAGUGAUCGUGCCAUUUAACAUGAUGCCAGAGUUAUUCAUUCAAACCCCACCCCAUUGCUGCUUUCUCGACAUUUAGACAGUUCGUGUUAGAGUAGAGAUAAUACCAGUUAAAAGGUACAGAAACUACACGUGUAUGUGCAUGAUGGACACGAACAUCACCUUACUCUUUGACUUGUCACAGUCCAAGUUAUGCUGACUUCGUGAAUUCACGGACAUAUCUUUAAUACUUUAUUAACACCUUUGAUUUUCUGUGUACUGUUUACUAAAAGCUUACUCUAUUCUUUUGAGGAUACAUUUCACAAAUUUGGAAUUAUGGUCAAUAUUACUUCUCUACUAUGGGGUUGGUUCGAAAGUGGACGCAGUCAGUUAACAGUUUGUGUUUAGUGUUGUUGUACGUAAUGAGAAAUAUUUAACAAAACUUCGUAACAUUUUCAAACCUCGUUACUUCCUUCCAUACGUAACAAACUGAUGAUCAUGAAACUCCACGUUUAUCUGUAAUUAAGUGUACCGCACAGAAACUGGAGUGUAAAUGUUGACCGGAUAACAACUGACCAUACACUUGUGCAUCAGUGAUAAAAGCUAGUUAAAACUAAUAUAGUUAUGUAUAUUAAGAAUGAGAUGUUUAUUUCAUAUUAUCUAUUUAAGUAGAACUAAUUACAGAAUGAAAAUGUCAGUCUCGCAUUGCAUGCUUUUAUGAUAACUUUAUGUUGAACAAAUAAGAAACGUUAAUCUUUUAAUAUCGCUAGAGCCAAAUUCAUAUUUUAACUUGAAGAAGUUCGACAAAAGUAACAUAUAAUUUUAAUGUAUCUUUCAAAUAUAAUAAUGCUAUUUUAGAGCCCUAUAUGUUUUAGGCUUAUGAGAUUAGUAAUAUUAGAAUUUUAAAUUAAAUCAAGUUCAACAGAUAGGCCGAGUUUCUUCGUGAAGGUUAAAAAUAUCUUUCUAAUGUUCUCAACUUUUCUUUACUGCAGCUCCAUUUGGCCAAAGUCUGGCAUAAUAACAAUUUUUUUUUUAUUAAUUCACGUUAGGGACAACGCUAGAAUAUUACACUUUUCAACGACUGGUUUAUAUUAAAAUAAUGUUGUUGUUUUUAGUUUACAGAUUACUUUUCUUCUGAGUUACUCCAACUUAACAUCGAAUGUUAAAUGUUACAAUUUUGGACAUUAAUAGAGUUAUUAUUUUUUUUAUUAUUUGAUUAUGCUUUCUUAGCAAUAUUAAAGAGACACAAAAAAAUGACCUCUGGUGAAACAACAAUGAAAUUACAUUAAAUCCUGUGCAUAAUAUUAUGGAAAACUAAAAACCAGAAGAAACAGUAUCCUACCACAGACUGGUUACCCUUUAACACUUGUUUGGCUGAAUUCCUAAAAUUGUACAAAUUAUGUAUUUCAGGUAUUUGUUGUUGUUAUAAAUUCUUAGCAUAGUACGGAAUAUUAAUAUUUAUUUUGG
Messenger RNA from Limulus polyphemus (Atlantic horseshoe crab), 5308 nucleotides. Its product is annotated as D-glucuronyl C5-epimerase-like. Lineage: Eukaryota; Metazoa; Arthropoda; Merostomata; Xiphosura; Limulidae. The coding region runs from base 73 to 1026 and encodes 317 amino acids. The transcript has a single exon. Gene Ontology annotation, molecular function: heparosan-N-sulfate-glucuronate 5-epimerase activity. Gene Ontology annotation, biological process: heparan sulfate proteoglycan biosynthetic process. The record is from RefSeq and is a predicted model, not a curated record. Gene Ontology annotation, cellular component: Golgi apparatus.